UUGCACUAGGAAACGAGUUCUUCCUCAUGUCUGAUCUGCAGGGUCUGCGCUGAGUCAGUGUUGGUGUAGCGGUUCAUAUUUAGGUUUAUUGUUUUAAAAAAUUACGAACGACAGUGUGAACUACGAGAACAAUGGUUAAAGAAGAUAGCACCGGUGCAGAGGAACUGCAGGCACAGUCAAAGAAAGCCGUCAAGAAACAGCAGAAGGAAGCUGAGAAAGCCGCUAAGAAAGCUGAAAAGCAAGCCAAGUUGGCAGCCGAGCAUCAAAGCCCUGAUGAAGAGGACUUUGCAAAGGAUAGAUAUGGACUGUCUCCACUGGUUCAGUCACAGCAAAAACUAGACCGGCUGCUGCUACGUGUGCAGGAUCUGACUCCAGAGAAGGCUGACCAGCUGCUGUGGCUUCGUGCCAGGAUUCACACCAGCAGAGCUAAAGGAAAGCAGUGUUUUCUGGUUCUGCGUCAGCAGCAGUUUAACAUUCAAGCCCUGGUGGCUGUGGGAGAUCGUGUAAGCAAGCAGAUGGUGAAGUUCGCUGCCAACAUCAACAAAGAAAGCAUAGUUGAUGUGGAGGGAGUUCUUCGGAAGGUGGAUCAGAAGAUUGAAAGCUGUUCCCAGCAGGAUGUGGAGCUGCAUGUUGAAAGGAUCUUUGUGAUCAGCCUGGCUGAGCCUCGCCUGCCCCUGCAGCUGGAGGAUGCUGUCCGCCCAGAGGGGGAGGGAGAUGAGGAAGGAAGAGCCACUGUGAAUCAGGAUACCCGACUGGACAACAGAGUUAUUGACCUCAGGACAACAACCAGCCAGGCCAUCUUCCGCUUACAGUCAGGAGUCUGCCAGCUCUUCAGGGAGACGCUCAUCAACAAGGAAUUUGUGGAAAUUCAGACUCCAAAAAUUAUUUCUGCUGCUAGUGAAGGAGGAGCCAAUGUGUUCACGGUCUCCUACUUUAAAACCAGCGCCUUCCUGGCCCAGUCGCCACAGCUCUACAAGCAGAUGUGCAUUGCUGCGGACUUUGAUAAAGUGUUCUGCAUUGGGCCUGUGUUUCGAGCAGAGGACUCCAACACACAUCGCCACCUCACUGAGUUUGUAGGCCUGGAUAUUGAAAUGGCUUUUAACUACCAUUAUCAUGAGGUGGUGGACCAAAUUGCAGCAACUUUGGUUCAGAUUUUCAAAGGACUGAGAGACAGAUUCCAGACGGAGAUUCAGACAGUGAACAAACAGUAUCCGAGUGAGCCCUUCAAGUUCUUGGAACCCACCCUCAGGCUGGAAUACAAGGAGGGUGUGGCCAUGCUCAAGGAAGCUGGGGUGGAGAUGGGAGAUGAGGAUGAUCUCAGUACACCUAAUGAGAAACUUCUUGGCCGUCUAGUAAAGGAAAAGUAUGACACUGAUUUCUACAUCCUUGACAAGUAUCCUCUGGCUGUGAGACCCUUCUACACCAUGCCAGACCCCAGCAAUCCUAAAUACUCAAAUUCGUAUGACAUGUUUAUGAGAGGAGAGGAGAUUUUGUCUGGUGCUCAGCGAAUCCAUGAUCCCCAGCUGCUGUCAGAAAGAGCCCUGCAUCACAACAUUGACCUUGAAAAAAUCAAGUCCUACAUCGACUCUUUCAGAUUUGGAGCACCUCCCCAUGCAGGUGGUGGUAUAGGUUUGGAGCGAGUCGUUAUGCUGUAUCUGGGACUACACAACAUUCGCCAGACCUCUAUGUUCCCACGUGACCCCAAGAGGUUGACUCCUUAAGGACAUGUGCUGACAGGACAUUCACUCCAUCAAUUUGCCUUGGAAUCAAGCUGAUCAAAUGCAAUAGGCUGUAAAUGUAAUAAACAGAAGUGCCACAAACAUUUAACAAAUAAAGCAGUUUUUGUAUGAAGGAAAUAACAUGUUAGCAAAUAAAGUUAACAUAACAAUAAAGGGUUUUAGUAAUAUUAUUUUAUAAUGAUAAACAGUCAAUCAUACACUACAAUGUGUAGUUUACUUGUGCAAACUGGAUACAUUGGCAACAGGUUAUAAUUAACAGCAGCAGUGAAUUGAAUUAGGGUGUGUCCUUUUAAAACAAGAAUACAUUGCUUGUAAAGCUUUAUAACUGCAAUAAAGUUUGUAAAUCCAAUGAAA
Molecule: messenger RNA, 2093 nt
Organism: Polyodon spathula (Mississippi paddlefish)
Lineage: Eukaryota; Metazoa; Chordata; Actinopteri; Acipenseriformes; Polyodontidae
Product: aspartate--tRNA ligase, cytoplasmic
Exons: 18
Coding region: 132-1721 (529 amino acids)
Biological process (GO): aspartyl-tRNA aminoacylation
Cellular component (GO): cytoplasm; aminoacyl-tRNA synthetase multienzyme complex; cytosol
Molecular function (GO): ATP binding; RNA binding; aspartate-tRNA ligase activity
Source: RefSeq, a predicted model, not a curated record